Messenger RNA from Morone saxatilis (striped sea-bass), 3142 nucleotides. RefSeq names its product membrane-associated ring finger (C3HC4) 8 (gene marchf8). Bases 274 to 2064 code for a protein of 596 amino acids. Gene Ontology annotation, biological process: antigen processing and presentation of peptide antigen via MHC class II; protein polyubiquitination; immune response. Lineage: Eukaryota; Metazoa; Chordata; Actinopteri; Moronidae. Gene Ontology annotation, cellular component: lysosome; early endosome membrane; cytoplasm. The record is from RefSeq and is a predicted model, not a curated record. The transcript is spliced from 8 exons. Gene Ontology annotation, molecular function: ubiquitin protein ligase activity; zinc ion binding; MHC protein binding.
GCGCCCGGCGUGCGCCGCCUGUCCUUUAAAUUCAUUUAUCUCUCGGAUUUUUUUUUUUUUUUUUUAAACUCCAUCUUAAACACGGAAGUCGGUGUGACGCACCAGUACACACAGCUGCUCAGCGGGGGCAAUGCAAUAAACACAACGUCGUCCUUCGGUGCCGAACACAGCGGGCAGUGCAGGCAAGGUGUCGUAGUUCAGACCAUCAUGCUCUUUGCUCUGGCAGCGGAACAGGAAGUGUGUGUGUGAGCGUCCCUGGUUGGCUCUGCUGGGAUGAACAUGCCACUGCACCAAAUCUCUGUCAUCCCUCGUGAUGUCACCUCAUCACGGGUGUCAGGCAGUGGGAAAGCAAAGGACAAGGACAAGCAGAAUGAAAAGCCUCUGGGUCAUUCUGCCAGCAGGUCCAGCAAUAUAUCAAAGGCGGGGAGCCCGACUUCAGUCAACGCUCCAUGCAGUUUCUCGAGGACGUCGGUUUCCCCAUCCAGCCAGGACAUCUGCAGCAGUCAGGAUCAGGACUGUCACAAGCAGACUGCUGUGGUUCUGUUGAAUUCUAACGGUAAAACCUGUCAAGGUUCAGGGGGUAUUUCAGUGACCACCCUCUGCACAGACGCCCUACCAGCUUCCAAACACGCCAAACAACGAGACUGGUUCUCACUGAUCCGCUCCUCAUCCGUCAACAUCCGCCCCAACGGCUCGCUCAGGUUUUCUCUGUCUCUGAACGACGUGGGCCAGCGCGUGGACAGUCUUUGUCGAGGUCUGCACUUUAUCGACCGAACCUGCUCUGAGGGGGAGCUGGAGCUGAAGCCCGAGCCUCCUCAGCCACCCAGCUCGGAUCGAAGGGCGCACACACUUAACGGCAAGCUGGCUGCAGCACCCGCACACCAGAACCCAAAUCCGGCCUUCUCAACACGCACCCACCCUCACCUUGUCCCCUCCUUCACCAACAACUACAAAUACAUGCUGGGCAUCCCACCCGCCAAUUGUCUCCCAUCUGAUCCCACCAUCAUCGCUCCUGCUCUUCCUCUUUCUAACACCCACCUUCAACCUCAUCCCUCCCCGAGCGCCAAUUUCCUCCGUCUCCUCCUCCCCUUCUCUCGAUCCUCUACCUCGGCCAGCCUUCAGUGCUCUGAGCUCGGCAGCUACGCCUCUCACCUCCACAUCACCAAGUCCUCCAGCGCCCUGCUGGAAGGCAGCGAGUCAGGGUUUCCCCUCGAGGAUCAACUGGGAGAUGACGACGUGUUUGAGGAGUACCAACCUAGUCAAGCUUCAAAGGGCAUGGGCCAGCUGGCAACCCCAGAAACAAUCACCAGGGCUGGGCCAGGUGCUCUUCUUGCCCCCCUGUGCUAUAUGGAUGAGGACAGCGACUUGGACUGCUGCCCAUCCCCUUUGUCAGAGAAAACUGGGCCACUGUCCCCCUAUUCGCUAUCAGGGGACUGCUGCAGGAUUUGUCACUGUGAAGGGGAUGACGAGAGCCCUCUGAUCACACCAUGCCACUGCACAGGGAGUCUGCGCUUCGUCCACCAGUCCUGUCUACAGCAGUGGAUCAAGAGCUCCGACACUCGCUGCUGUGAGCUCUGUAAAUAUGAGUUCAUCAUGGAGACCAAGCUCAAACCGCUGCGCAAGUGGGAGAAGCUACAGAUGACGGCGAGCGAGAGAAGGAAGAUCAUGUGUUCUGUCACCUUCCAUGUCAUCGCCAUCACCUGCGUGGUAUGGUCGCUCUACGUUCUCAUCGACAGAACAGCUGAUGAAAUCAAACAAGGGAUCCUGGAAUGGCCUUUCUGGACCAAACUGGUGGUUGUGGCCAUCGGCUUCACUGGUGGACUGGUGUUCAUGUAUGUCCAGUGCAAAGUCUAUAUCCACUUAUGGAGGAGACUCAAGGCUUACAACCGGGUCAUAUAUGUCCAGAACCGGCCAGACACGUGUAAAAAGUUGGCGCUGGAGAAGCCGCCUCUCAUGGAGCCGAGUCUGGAAAGCAAGGAAGCUCUGGCCCCCACCCAGUCGGACACAAACUCCUCCCAGUACACAGAGACAGAGGACUACAGUAUGGAGGUGCUCCAUGUCUGACCGUUCAGUUCAUGCCAUUGGUUGUCCCACUCAUACACACACAAACAGGCCCGCAGUGAAGCUGUCGUGGAAGUGCUCGUUGACUGAGGAACCACCAGAUACUCCCCUUCCUCUGAUCGCAGACUUGACCCUCUGUCCUCCUCUGGUCAUCUUAUAUUCCCAAAACUCGAUCCACAGAGACAGACCAUGACUAUCUUAUUCUAUCCACACUCCUCCUAUCGGACCUUAUCCCUCACUCCACCUGCACCCUCAAACCACACUCUAGCCUCUUUCCUUUCCCGGGACCGGACUGUUUUUAGUGACUUCUGUAAAUGUCUGAAGAGGCCUGGAGCAUAGCCCUCUACACACACACACAUUCACACACACAUGCACACACACACACACACACACACACACUUGUAUGUACACCUCUGGGAGAGCAGGACUGAGACAAAUGGACUCAAAAACGGCUCCAGAGGCCUACACGUCUCUGAUAACGUGGUUUGUUUACUUGUGGGUUUGUUAGAUUUGUUUGUUUUUACCUCCUGUGGGUCUCGGGCUCACCUGCCGUGGAUCAGUAUGUAGCGCCGCGCAUCGGAUCUCUGGACCAUUCCAGCUACUGCCAUCUCUGUUGCUGUGGUCUGUCAGCUCCGAGCUGGUCUGGAUCCGACCAGGCCUUGAUCUGGACAUGCAUCGAAGCACUUUUGUUUUUUAGUUCCACAACAAAUCCCCCCCUCCAUUCCUUUUAUUUUUCUAUAUUUUUUCUUCAAUAUGAAUUUCGUCUUAUAUGUUGUACAUGGGGGACAGCACACUCGAACAAAUGUUUAAUUUGACGUUGCAUUUCCUCAUACGCACAUAUACGUAUAUAUUAACCCUCCCAUGGAUGACAAAAAAGGAAUUGGGGUUAAAAAUGGAAUCGUGCUGAAGGAAACGUGAGUGUUUUAGUCAAAACAGAAAAAAAAAGAGUUUUGUAUAUAACAAGCUCAUCACUCUAAAUGCAGAAAGUCCCACCACAUGACUUCUCUACCCCAACGUGAACUUUCUGAAGGCUUUGAGAAUGUAAACUUUUUAAAAAAUGAUUCAAAAAAUAAAUAAAAUA